AUUAGCCAAUUGCUAGCAACUACGCAUAGUUAACCAUGAGAAACUUGGUCGCACACAAAUCAUGCUUCCUUUUCCUCUUCCUCCUCCUCCUCUUCACAAGCCAGUUCUCAUCGGCUACCAAGAAAACCUUCAACAGGGACCAACCAUGCAAGAGGUUUGUCCUCUACUUCCAUGACAUACUCUUUGGUGGCAACGACGUGGCCAACGCAACGUCUGCAGCGGUCGCUAACGAGACGGGGCUUGGCAACUUCAAGUUUGGGAAGUUGUUCGUAUUCGACGACCCGAUGACGAAAGAUAAAAAUUAUCUCUCCCCAGCGGUCGCUAGAGCUCAAGGCUUCUAUUUCUACGACAUGAAGAAUGACUACAAUGCAUGGUUCGCCUACUCUUUGGUGUUCAAUUCGACAGAACAUAAGGGAACUUUGAACAUAAUGGGUGCAGAUAUAAUGGCGGCUCAAACUAGGGAUCUUUCCAUCGUGGGCGGAACCGGAGAUUUCUUCAUGGCGAGAGGCAUCGCAACCUUCGAGACCGAUCUUUUUCAAGGAGCCAAGUAUUUUCGCAUCAAAAUGGACAUCAAACUGUAUGAGUGUUAUUAGACACGCUUUGUACCUCGAGGGUUGAAUUCUAGCGAGGACUUUUGUUUAUCAUUGUCUAUUAGGAAUAAAACCGCUAUCUCAUUUUGUUCGAAUACAUAUAAGAACUUAUUGUAUGGAAGAUCCGUCUUUCAUGUUUAAUAAUUAAAUAAAAUCUCCAUGCGCAAUCUCUGUAUUUUGUGAAGUGAUCUGGUUGAAACACCUAGUAAAAAGAAGCAGCAUAUUGCCUAAUUUUAGUAA
Molecule: messenger RNA, 830 nt
Organism: Eucalyptus grandis
Lineage: Eukaryota; Viridiplantae; Streptophyta; Magnoliopsida; Myrtales; Myrtaceae
Product: dirigent protein 5
Exons: 1
Coding region: 36-593 (185 amino acids)
Source: RefSeq, a predicted model, not a curated record